UACGACUUUUAUGGACAUUCUUAUAUCGAUGUUCGGAAGGAACAAACACUACGUAUAAUAAACUUAGCGAGAUAAUUAGACAUUUAUUUCCGGCAAAUCGUAGGUCUUGUUAUGUAAACUUGGAUCUAUUUGUGCAAUUCAUUCAUUUUGUUGGAAUACGUCAUUAUGAUUACUGUAUGAAGAACCUUGUAUUUAUGCUAAUGAAUUCAGAAAAUAUAGUCAAUGCUAAUUCAUAUGCAUUGGAGCUAAUUGCACCUGAAAGAAUGAGAAUUGGAAUACGAUCAUUUAUGAUGAUAUUAUACAGUAUGCAGGCUUCCGAGUUGAGGCCACCGUUUCCUAGUAAUCCUGAUCUAUUGGACCAAAGGCAAGGUCUUGGCAUAAAGACUUCUUCAGAUGUUCUCUCUGACGAUAUUUUUAACCAAGCUGGCUUGAAAGAAAAUGUUGAUAGGUUUUGCGACAUUACUUAUAGAAUAGCGGUUAUUUUGGAUCAGCGUUUUGGUAAUUUAACUGUAUUAGACGAAAAAUAUUUAAUGAAGGCCGUUGUUGAUUCUCCCAAUAUGAUCACGUACACUUAUAGCUCGAUGACUGUAUCCUAUUCUAAGGAUAGACAGGCUUAUUUUAAUUUGAUGAGAGAAUAUGUUGAUUCGCUCCCUCGAUUAUUAAACAAAAACGCUAGAAUAAAAAUUGUUGAGAUGUUGUGCAGGUAUACUGUACAUGUUGAUCCGAGCCUUGCGAGAUCAGCUUCUGUUGCCCUAAUGCGUAUCGCAGAUCAAUGCGGUGCUGAAACAGUCAUUACAGGGUUUUCUCGAUUUGUACACAAGAUUGAAGAUAAAUUUUAUGAGAUUCUUGUUGGUUCGCAGGUUGGAUCCUUUGGAAUUUUAAGGCUAUAUUAUGAUUUACUUAAACGUUGGUUAUAUCAAUUACAGAAUAAAAAUUCUAAUGAAGUAGUCAGGAAUUUUAAUGAUGUCGAAGAUCCAACUAUAUGGACAAUUAUUGAAGAGACAGAAGCAAAUGGCUUGUUGUUUCUUUGUAGUCGGUCGUGCAUGGUCAGAAAGUACGCAAUCAGCAUUCUUCAUAUGGCCGCUGAACUUGACCGACAGUUUCAUGAGCGAAAAGAAAAAAAUAACUCAGUACGAUCGUGUGCGGCUAGUAUCGAAAGUAAGCAUUCUGGUGUUGCAGACGAUGAUGCUAGUAAUAUAAAGCAUGAUGGAACUUUGCUCAAUAAUAAUCCUGGGAUCAAAUUAUCAUAUUCUGCAAAUGGAAACGACCAGAAUUCAGAUUAUACAUGUAUUAUUCAUGUGCUUGAACGUGGGGGUAAAGAAUUAAUCAAACUCAACACCGAACUACAAAACACACUAUCAAUUGUUGAAAAUGUAAGAUUAUCAAACCUUCAAAAAUUAGGGAAGGAUGUUCUUCUACGCCUUGUUGAAAGUGAAAAUCCAACUGAUGCAGCUAUAUGGGCUCGAUGCUUCCCAGACUUCAUUAAAAUUUGCACAGAAUAUUGCCCUGUGACUGUGGCGAUAUGUAGAGACAACAUUUGUGCACGUAUCGUAAAAAUGCAAAUGGCUAUUGUUACAGCCAGUGAAAGCCUAUCGCGUGCACCAUCUGCAACUUUGUCAGUGCCAAGGUUCCAUUACUCAAAGGUAAUCUUAUCUGCAACGGACGAACUCAUUGAACAAUGGAGAUCUUAUUUAAUUGUCGCUUGCUCUACUAUUACUUCGACUGAUGAAUUGGUUGAUCAAAAAUCAUCAUCUCAUGCUCGUAAACGAACGGCUAUAACAGAGCGUAUUGCUUCUGCUAGAGAUUUAUUCCGUAUGAUUUUGCCUCUUCUAUCAUCAGAUCAUUCCAUAAUAAGGGAAUCUGUUGUAACUGCCUUGGGAAAUAUUAAUGAAAAUGUCUAUAAAGUUUUGCUUGAAGAUAUGCAACCUUUCUUUAGAUCAGUGAUUGAUGAUUAUAAGACUAAAGUUAACAAGCAGCAAUACGCCAAUAUACAUAAACGUGCUAGAAGAUUUGAAAGAUUAAGAGUUGAACUUGCACAUGUUUAUCAAUUGACAGCACACUUUCUUGUUAAAGUAGAAAUAAUAAGAGACUCUUCCGUUUCAUCACUAAUAAUGACAUUUGUUAAGGAAACCAUAGCUUUUCUUCGGGAUCUCGAAGUUGCCAACGACUGGGAUUGGCAAAAACUUCGCCAAUAUUUUUGUGGAGUGGUUGAAAAAUUAUAUGAUGGACUUUGUAUUUUGCAAUCUGAAAAUAAUGAAAACAAUGAAAUGCCCUUCGAAAUGCGAACAUUAAUAUUCAAAAUGAUUGAAGAAUGGUGUGGUCAUGGUAAAAAGGGUGUUCAAUACCGAGCUAGAGAGGCAAAUAUGUUGACGACGAUAAUGGAUCAAUACAGAGAUUCUGAAGAAAGACGACCUUUAACCGCCCAAUUAGAAAAUGACAGAAAGGCUUUAGAGUUUGCUGCAUUAAGUGCUAUGGCUUCAUUAUGCCGAGGGAAUCUUGUUAAGCAAGAUUCUAACGCGACAAAGAAGCAAUUAUUGGAUGCUGACUGCGUAUUUCCUUGGAUACAGUCAGUAUUUGAAGAUCUACAAGAUAGACUACAUCCCAUUGCACGGAAAGCACUUAAGGGUUUGCUAAUUUCUAAUUCGAAUACGCCGAAUUUUCUUGAAGUUCCCAUACGAUUAUGCUAUUCUGGAAAUUCUGCUAGUAAGAGCACGCAGGGAUACUUUUUAGCAAUAACAGAAGUUUUCUUUGAAAACAGAGACUACCCCUUUCAAGAUAAUCAACCUUGUAAUGUACUAGCUUUAGCUUUAUUCAAAACUGGAGACGCUGAUCUAGAAGUACGUCAAAGUGCUCUAAAGUUGCUAAAUAUUAUAGAAACCCGAUUUUAUAAGGAUAGUUGCACUGACGAAUUUAAGGUGGGAAUUACUAGUCAACUAUCAUCUAUAUAUAAGCAAGCACAACUUACAUUAUCAACUCGUCUUGCACAAAAUGCUCGGAAAAGAGAUGAGGAAAAACGAAUUGCGAAUAUGAAUAAUGAUUCCACUGAUAUUCAUGAAGAAACACAUUAUAUGUUAUCGGAAUCGUCAAUGCGAUUUGAGAGUAUUCCAGAAAAAGGCAAGAAAGAAAUGCUUUGUUAUUUAGCACCAUGGGUUCGGAAUCUCGAGUUACGCUUCACAGAUAAAGGUGAAUUACACCCGACAACGUUUAUAAUGAUAUCCAAUCUUUUUUUUAUAACUGUUAAAUAUGGUGACAUAUUUGUCAGAGACAUCGAAAAGCUUUGGCAGCAGUUAGUUAUGGGAGAACAUGCUCGUAAUAUUCGUGCUAUAGUGAAGUUCUUGAUUGAUGUUGGUUUAGAAAAACGGAAUCCAAUGUUUGUUUUUCACGCGAAACGAGUUUUUGUUUAUCUAGGACGUACACCUACAUGUGCAGCAGUUAUAGAAGCAUUAAUCAAAGAAAUUACACCGAAAUCGAUGACCCCUCAGCCAAAAGAGAUACCAGAGCGUGAAGACUAUAAUAUAAAUGGAAUGUUUCUUGCUAAAAUAGAGGAGGCAAUGCCUCAACAUAAUAAAAAACCCGUAUUCUCAUCAGGUCAAUUAGCAAUGUUAUAUAUGGUUGACAUGGCGAUAGAAGCUGGGCCUGUUUUUGAAUUUCACCUUCCAAAAUUGUUUCAUGUUUUAUUUGUACAAUUAGAUUCACCCAAUCCUCUUAUUAGCGAGGAGACUAGAGCACUUUUGGUGAAUUUAAUUCAUUCAAUUAUCCUUUGCAAGUCGGUUUAUCCCGAAGUUAUUAAGCUCGGACAUUCUUUAGUUGCGGAAUUAAAAGCAAAGGAGGGAUCACAACUAUGGGCAUACGAAGAUAUAACAUAUUCAAAUCGAGAUAUUAAAAGUUUAUCAGAUUUAGAAAAAUUAGCUAAAGAUGUAGUGACAAUUUUUGGAGUUUCUUUAUACGGAGAGACCAAUAGUGAGGAUCUCAAGCAAUACUGGGGUGAAAUAGCAUUAAGAUGGGCAACGUCAUGCCCUGUUCGUCAUAUUGCGUGCCGAUCUUUUCAAAUAUUCCGUUCAUUAAAUCCCGGAUUCAACUUGAACAUGCUCGCAGCU
Scutellospora calospora is the source of this 4097-nucleotide messenger RNA. Lineage: Eukaryota; Fungi; Glomeromycota; Glomeromycetes; Diversisporales; Gigasporaceae. The record is from the annotation of a GenBank genome assembly.